Molecule: messenger RNA, 3500 nt
Organism: Lytechinus variegatus (green sea urchin)
Lineage: Eukaryota; Metazoa; Echinodermata; Echinoidea; Temnopleuroida; Toxopneustidae
Product: coiled-coil domain-containing protein 138-like
Exons: 13
Coding region: 98-2146 (682 amino acids)
Source: RefSeq, a predicted model, not a curated record
UCAAAAUAUGACAUGAGCUGUGGCUGCGCAUGUCGUCGUGUUUACCACUAAAUCAACCGUCGCAAAUCCAACUUUCCCAGCACCUGUGCCUUGUGAGAUGUCUCGGAAAUCUUAUCAACAUAAAUCUGGGAGAUUAUUUUCUGAUGACCUGUCUUCUAUACCAGAUAUUGGAACUCAACAAGGAUAUGAAGUGACUUCUCAACAAUCUCCAGAGAGGGCAGCAGACAUGAAUACAUCUCCAAUGAGUCACCAACUGACAAGUGAGGAGAGAAAACAUUAUGACAGAGCUUUAAGAGACAUGUGUAAGAUCAUCAAAGCAAGUAGUAGAAGACUUGGAGAUGUAUCACCACAGACUGACAAAGAUGAGAGAUUUUUGAGGUCGAUGAAGCAGAGGAUGUACCAGGACAGGCAUACAUUGUCAGAGGAACUUGCAACACUUUCUGAUCCAGAUGUAACCCUUCAGAUUGGAGCUUCAUAUGAUGAGAGAACCUCUAAUGGCUUGGGUCUCACAAGAAGAAGAAAACAUGAUCUAUAUGACCAUGUGGAUGAGGACUAUGAGGAGGAGGAGGAGGUAGAAGAUGAUGAUUACCAGGAUUAUAGAACAAGUCCACCCAGCACACAGAAGUAUCGUAAAGCAGGACGCAGGGACGAUGAUGACCGCUUGAGCCCAGGAAAGUCAUCUGGACAGGUUGCGGCUGUUUAUGCAGAACUGGUUACCAUUAGCUCUAAACUUCAGAAGCAGAACAUUGCCCUUCAGAAGAGGGAGAAAGCAUUGGAAAAACGAGAACGAUCUCUUCAAAAUCUGGAAGAAACGCUUCAGACUGACCAUUCAUCUAUCCGUCAAGCUUACAAAGAUUUCAACAACAGAUGGCAUAAACUGGAAGAGGAGCACAGGAAACAGGUUAAAGAGUUAGAGGAUACCAUCAAAGAAAGAACCAAAGAAAAUAAAAGACAGAAAGAAUCAUUUGACACCCUGAAGCAGGCCAACGAUGGAUUAAGAAAUCAGCUUGACAAGGUGGAGGAGCAGAACAAAAAGCUUGAAUCCCAAGCCAUCAGUCUUCAGAGCCGCUUGACCAACCUACUGAGGAAACAGGAACUGACCAGUCGACAGAGAGACCAAGAGAGCAUGGCGGUCAAGGCAAAGGUUGAGACGGUCAAGCGACGGGUCGAUGGGUCAGCACAGAAAAGUGUUAUGUCAAGAAGCACAAAGCAAUCAUCUGGACUAUAUGAUGCAUUAGGAAUACUUCUUGAGUGGGUCAGUGAAGUCCAUCUACGGCAUUACUCUGAUGAUCCAUCCAAACCUUUGGAAUCCAUGCCUUCGCAAGCACUUACUCAUGAUAGAUGCAUAAGGAUUUUACCAUCAUUAGUUGAAGUCCUUGGACAGCUUCCAUCACAGGCUGCUAAAUUACAUCUCCCUUGUCUUCAAUUUAUCUACUGGUCACUCUUAUGCCUACAGUCAUCAGAUAAACAGCAAAUCAGUCUGUCAUCAACAUAUCGUCGCCUUGGUGAUGAGUUGUACCGCCCUCAGGUGGUCAGGUUCGCGUCUGAUCGAGAUAAGACUAGCCCUGAUCCUGCUCAGACUGAGAAACCCAAGUCAGCAAUAUUCUUCAAAAGUACUAACCUUCAUAUUAGAUUCCUCUCCUCUCUCAUCAUUAUGAAGACUGUCACUCAAGUGGACUACUUAGCUAAUGUCUUUGAUGUGUUCCGGUGUGAUCUGAAGGAUGAUAGAGCUAAGGAGUUGUAUCUCCGCUACCAAGCCACGCCCCUCAUUCUCUCUCAUCUUAGAGCGAGUAACAGAGCUAUUACUGGUUGUGCUGUGGAUAUCUUCUUACAGAUGUCUAUGGAAUCAAUUUUUAUGCAGCAGUUUUUGUAUAGCUGUUGUAAUGAUGUCUGGUUUAAGUCUUGUGCUGCCCUCUUGAGUUCAUCGGGAAUGGAUAUCAAGGUCAUUGAAAAAUUGAGCAUUAUCCUCCAGAAGCUCUCCAAAAUCAAGACCAACAAGAAUUUCUUUGACUCCUCUGGUACCUCUGUCAUCAUUCAAGAGAUGUCAAGAUCAAGGGAAUGUCAGGAGAAUGCUUUCCUUGCCCUCAACCUCCGUUCUAUACUCUUCAAUCUCAACCUUCUAAAACCCAGCUCUUCCACAAGAUGAAAGCCACCAUCAAAGCAACAACAGAAAGCAGAAAGAAUACCAGUUUCUAAGAAUUAUUUUGUCAGAGCUUCUUCUAUAUCCGCUUCAACAUCAACCUUCUUAAAAUUAUAGUCCUAAUUUUGGGAUGCCAGCCACCAUCACAGCAAGCAUUAGGAUUAUGCAGUAGUUGUGGAUACCAGAUUACCAGUACCACAUUCCAGAAUCCUAUACAUGAAGUCUCAAACUCUGUAACGUCAUCUUUAACCUUAACCUCCAAAACCCAGCUCUUCCACUAGAUGAAAGGAGAUGAAGGACACCAUAUAUACCAGUAUCAUUCAUAAUCCAGAAUCCUCUCGUCUGACACUCUUUUUUUUUAAUCCUCUUCAACCUUAACCUCUAUGAGAGCCACCAUCAGCCCAAGCAUCAAGACUACUAUUAUGCUGAAGUCAAUAACGGUAUAACGGACAAGAAUUCUUAAGGGAUGUGUUUUAUAAAGCUGUUCAUAAAGUUGUGCAAGCCUUUAUGAACAGCUACAGUUUAAUGCAAGUGCAUUUCUUCCCUUAAGAGUAGAUAUUUCAUUGCUCUUUACCGGAUUGCAUUCCCUUCACUAUUUUAAAUGAACUUUUCGUUAAAUUCAGCACAAGGUUACUACUGGCUGAAUACUUUGAUAGGAAAUCUACACCCAUGAAACAUGCAAAUAAAAUAGCAAAGUGCUAUUUCACCAAGCUUCAGGCUAUCAGCCUGUCUUUCUCUCUAGGAAGAUCUCUCACCAUUCCAAAUAGUUUCAUUGAGGAAAUUAGACUAGAAUCAAUAACACAUCGUUUUACGAGCCUCUGGCGUUGCACUGCUUCCAAGGAAUACAAACUAGGUCAAAACUUUCACAGUAUUCAUGUUGAUUUGACAGCUGUAAUAAGAAAAGUAUGCACAAAUUAGUCUCAAGUAUCUGUACUUGCACUCUAGUUGAAGAUUUUCAAUGUAUUUAAGGGUGUGUUGCUCUACAUCAUUGGAGUCUCCGGUGGGCCCUGACCUAAUUUCUUUUGCAAAUAAUCAAUGCUGUAUGGUAUGGUGUGACAAGUUUAAACAGAAGUUGAUGACCAAUAUAUAAAGAGAGAGAGAAGGGGUUUUAAUGGUCUAUUGUUUUUAUUCUCAAUUGUUGAUUGAUGAGAUUUUGUCAUUCUUGCUUUGGUCUAUUCGAUACUCAAGAGGAUAGUUGUGAUGAAUGUUGCCCUGUUUGUAUAGCAUUGAGUUGCAGGAAGCUGGGUUGGCUGAACUCAUAUAAUAUGAGUGCAACAAACUGAGCUGGAAAUGCACAUAAUGAUAUUUAGAAACAAGCAUUGCUGGGAGGAGAGGGAUGGGGAAGAAACGGGGGGGGGGG